This is a messenger RNA of Vitrella brassicaformis, 1599 nucleotides long. The record is from the annotation of a GenBank genome assembly. Lineage: Eukaryota; Vitrellaceae.
CUCUCGCCAGGCACACACACUAACCAACCAACCAACCAGGCACUCCUACGCCUUCAUCUGCGCUAUCCAUCCGUGGCGUUCAAUGGCAUCUUUAGUCGUCUUGUGCGUGGCGGUCUCCCUCGUGCCGUCGACACUGGCCUUCAUCUACUCAUCUGUCAGGCCAGCAUCUCACUCUUCGAGGCACAGAUCAAGAUGGAGCCGCUUCACACGCCCUUCAGCAACGAAACCGACGGUCGACGUGCGAGUCUGCAAUGGUAUGGAUGACUGCCAUGGAUGGUUGCGGGUAUUCAUGUAUGUGAUGGGCGAGUGUCGGGGGUCCGAUUGAUUUUUGUCUGUGUGUCACACGGCAGGUCCUACAUGCGGCCCGAAGAGUGAAAAGGCGUUCGGAGGCGCGCAGGUGCUCGCAGAGCAUUUCCGCUUCCUGCUCGGGACGGUGGGGAAAGAGGAUGGUGAGGCUGACGGGAGGGGCUUCGGCGAGGGAAGGCCUUAUGCCUUGCAAGUGCAGACGUGCAGCUGCCUCGGCAACUGCGACUACGGCCCCAAUGUGCGUGUGAUGGUGAGUCCAUCACGGCAGAAGAAGCCGAUGGUGAUGCGACGUCAAAAAGACCUCGCUGAGGCUGUGACUCUCAGCAAAGACAUCAUACAACAGGUGUGUCAGAAACGCAGACAGGCACAAAUACAUCAGCUUAAGCUCUGAGUCAUUGUUUGUUUGACUGCCUGCAGGCGAUUCGUGUGGGUGGCCGCAAGCCGCCAAUGACGGAGUCCGAGGCCAUCCUGCGCUGCAAGGAGAAGGGCAUCAAGUCGCUGAGAGACGACGACCCUCAGGCGGCGUUAAGUCACUUCAAUGAAGGCAUCGCCGCCCUCACCAAGUGGGGCGAGGCGCUGCUGGCCGACGCGCAGCAGGGAGAGGGCCAGUACGACAUCGACUUUCCUGAAAUUCUCAACAGGUCAGCUCAGCUGAGCUGAGCCGAGCGGAGCCACCUGAGCAAGGAGGACUGAUGUGUGGCUCAUUCUCUUUCUCUGUGUGUCCAUCCAUCCAUCCAUCCACGUGAAGGGCGUAUGCCACGCUCGUUGGCGGCAGGGGGAUCGCGCACGUGAUGAUGGGACAGAUGGAUGAGAGUCUUAAAGACAUCAACGAAGCCGUCGGUGAGAGUGAGAGUGAGAGAGAGCAACAUACAGAGUUGCGUGCAUACACGAGUUCAGACCUCGACCCGGCGAAUGUAGUGCUGUGGCGCCUCAAGUGUGAGGUCCACCGGGCCAGAUCAGAAGACGAGGAGGCACUCCAAACCUUAAGGCAUGUUGCAAACCAGCAGCCAUGCGCUUAUUCGCCUCUGCACUGAGGAGCCGUGCGGCUCUCUGUCUGUCUGUCUGUCUGUGUGUUGUCGAGUGCAGGAUAGCGAUGACGUUGCCGAAUGUCUAUCUGCCGCGCGUCAAGGCGUUGGAGGCGUGCGAGAAGGAGCUGGACCCAGCCAUGGGUGGGCUGCUGGGCGCCGUGAAGCAGAUGACUAGGGGCAAGGGAGAGAGAUAUGAGCUGACUGAACUGACUUAGAACUGAUUGGUGGGCUGAUGCUAUUGAUAUUCUCUAUCGACAGGGGAGGG